AACAUUAUCUGUGCACAUUGGAAAUGUACGUGCCAGCAUAUUAGCCUGUGCAUAAAGUUUACACCACUGUCGCUGCAGAUCAUCAUCAUCACAUCUCAGAUAUAUGACUGAUCGUGGGACUAGACCUUUAAUUCCCCUGAUUCCUCAUAUGAGCGUCUCGCAUAAUACUCAAGUCAGCUGACUUCAGACGCCAUUUUGUCAGCCAUUUCCUACACUGAUCCAUUGCCAGCGUCUCUGCACAGCACAGGACGCCCCGUCUGGCCUCAGCUUCAUCUGCCCGGGCUUGAUAAACAGCAGCCGAUCCUGCACUGACGGUCCCCGGGUGGAUGAGACACAGUCUAGAGGGUCGCUCGGCUCCCGUUAGACUCCUGGAAGGCGCUUGGCCCCCCGGUACAAGUCACAGGCAGCCAUGGCUUUGAAGAUUGUCAAAGGGAGCAUCGAUCGGAUGUUCGAUAAAAACCUUCAGGAUUUAGUACGUGGCAUUAGGAAUCACAAGGAGGAUGAGGCUAAGUACAUCUCCACAUGCAUCGAUGAGAUCAAACAGGAGCUCAAGCAGGACAACAUCGCCGUCAAAGCCAAUGCUGUGUGCAAGCUCACCUACCUUCAGAUGCUGGGUUAUGAUGUCAGCUGGGCCGCUUUCAACAUCGUUGAAGUCAUGAGCUCCUCCAAGUUCACAUACAAGAGGAUUGGCUACCUGGCAGCCUCGCAGUGCUUUCAUGAGAGCACUGAUGUCAUCAUGUUGACAACCAAUCAGAUCCGAAAGGAUCUCAGCAGUCCGAACCAGUAUGACACAGGUGUCGCUCUGACUGGCCUCUCUUGUUUUGUGACCCCUGACCUGGCUCGGGAUCUGGCUAAUGACAUCAUGACACUGAUGUCUCACACGAAACCCUACAUCAGAAAGAAAGCUGUGCUGAUCAUGUACAAGGUGUUUUUGAAGUACCCAGAGUCCCUGCGGCCUGCUUUCCCCAGGCUCAAGGAGAAACUGGAGGAUCCAGAUCCAGGUGUCCAGUCUGCGGCAGUAAAUGUUAUCUGUGAGCUGGCACGGAGAAAUCCCAAGAACUACCUGUCUCUGGCCCCUCUUUUCUUCAAACUCAUGACAUCCUCUACUAAUAACUGGGUUCUCAUUAAGAUUAUUAAGCUGUUUGGUGCUCUCACACCUCUUGAGCCACGGUUGGGGAAGAAGCUAAUUGAACCUCUGACUAAUCUUAUCCACAGUACCUCUGCAAUGUCACUGCUGUAUGAAUGUGUCAACACUGUUAUUGCAGUGUUGAUUUCCUUGUCCUCUGGGAUGCCUAACCACAGUGCUAGUAUCCAGCUCUGUGUGCAGAAACUGCGAAUCCUGAUAGAAGACUCGGACCAGAACUUGAAGUACCUGGGCCUGCUGGCCAUGUCAAAGAUCCUGAAGACCCACCCAAAGUCAGUGCAGUCUCAUAAAGACCUCAUCCUUCAGUGUCUGGAUGACAAGGACGAGUCCAUCCGCCUGAGAGCUCUGGACCUGCUCUACGGCAUGGUCUCCAAGAAGAACUUGAUGGAGAUAGUAAAGAAGCUGAUGCUGCAUGUCGACAAAGCAGAAGGAACCACCUACAGAGACGAACUGCUCACAAAGAUUAUCGACAUCUGCAGCCAGAGCAACUACCAGUACAUCACAAAUUUUGAAUGGUACAUCAGUAUCCUGGUGGAGCUGACCCGAUUAGAGGGCACACGGCACGGCCACCUCAUCGCCUCUCAGAUGCUGGAUGUUGCUAUUCGAGUCAAAGCCAUCCGGGUCUUUGCUGUUGCCCAGAUGGCCACUCUGCUGGACAACGCCCACCUGUUGACAGGCAAUGUGCAGCGAAAGGGCAUCUGUGAAGUGUUGUAUGCUGCAGCCUGGAUCUGCGGUGAAUUCUCUGAGCAUUUGGAGAACCCAAUGCAGACACUUGAGGCCAUGUUGCGACCAAAGGUGGCCACCCUGCCAGGCCACAUCCAAGCAGUGUAUGUGCAGAAUGCUGCCAAGCUGUUUGCUACUGUGCUGAAGAGCCAGGAGGGCAACACUGACAGCACAACAGCCCAGGAAACCAGCCAGCUGAUGAUAGACAGACUGCCGCUGUUUGUCCAGAGCGCCAACCUGGAGGUGCAGGAAAGGGCAUCUUGCAUCCUGCAGCUGGUCAAGUACAUACAGAAACUGCAGCAGAAGGAUGUAGAAGUAGCAGAAGAGGUCAACGCUCUGUUUGCUGGAGAGCUGAACCCUGUGGCCCCCAAGGCACAGAAGAAAGUGCCUGUUCCUGAAGGUCUGGACUUGGAUGCAUGGAUCAAUGAGCCUCCAUCUGAAAGUGAGUCUGAGGACGAGCAGCCCAAGGCUAUUUUUACCAAGGAGGAGCCCAAACACUCCCGCCCCCGCCACACAGAAGUGGAUGAGAAGGAGCUGGCAAGGCUGAAUCAACAUAGGAGAGAAGCAAGAAAGCAGGAGCAAGCCAACAACCCGUUCUACAUCAAGGCAUCGCCAUCCUCUCAGAAGGUUUACCAGGAAGCCCCUGGUGUUGAGCACAUCCCAGUUGUGCAGAUUGACCUCAGUGUGCCUCUCAAAGUCCCAGGUCUCCCUAUGUCUGACCAGUAUGUGAAACUAGAGGAGGAGCGCCGGCAGAAAGAGAGGGCAGAGAAGAAGAAAAAAGAGAAGAAGAAGAGGAAAGAAAAGCGCAGUGGACGAGGAAGGAAACAUGAUUCUGGCCCAGAGAGCGAGGAGGACAUCACGCCUGCGCACAUGGUCGACAUAGUUACAGAGGAGAUGCCAGAGAAUGCCUUACCCAGUGAUGAUGAUGAAAAAGACCCUAAUGACCCUCAUAGAGCCCUGGACAUCGACCUGGACAGGCCACUUGCAGACAGUGAGAAGCUACCCGUCAGGGCACACCGUGCAGCAGAGGCUCCAAAGAGCCCAGCAGAAGAUGGAGACGCUGAGAGUGCUGCUUCACUGGAGCCCAAAAAGAAAAGCAGCAAAGAAAAGAGAGAGAAGAAGAAGGAUAAAGACCGGGAUAGGAAGAAGAGCAAAGAAGAGAAGAAGAAGAAGAAACACAAACAUGAAGAAAAGGAAGAGGAUCUUCUUGGAGGUCAGGCAGACGAGCCUGUGGUUCAAUCAGAAGAGACCAGUGAGGUGGCUGCGCCGCCCACCUCCACGAGUGCUGAGGUUUCGGAUCUGGAUUUCUGGCUCUCAAACGCUCCAGUGCCCUCUAACACCCAGGAAGCAGCAACAGUAGCAGCAGCAGAAGCAGAAGCAGAAGCAGCCCCCGUGCCUGAGGCGGCCCCUGCCGUUGCGCCAGACUCUGAGCCUGAUGAGCCCAAAGACACCGAGCUGGAGGAGUCUAAGUCCUCUAAACACAAGAAGAAAAAGCAGAAAAAGGAGAAAGAAGAGAAGGAGAAGAAAAAGAAGAAGAAGCAUCAUCACCAUCACCACCACAGUGACGGAGGAGGAGAGGAGUCUGUGCAGAACGGCACUGUGGAGGAGGAAGAGCCGCUGCCGCCCAUGUCCAAUUACUGCCUGCUGGCUGAAAACUCCUACAUCAAGAUGAUGAUGGAGGAUGCCGAUCAGGUGAAUGACAUCCAGGGAAACCUGCAGGAUGGCAGUCAGGUGGUGGUGUCUGUUAUAUUUGAAAACAAGUGUGAAAGCUUCCUCAAGUCCAUGGAGUUCAAUGUCCUUGAUUCACUCAACUCCAAGCUGCAGAGGCCAGAGGGGUCAGGUCCACACGACGGCCUCACAGUUCCCUUCCAACUUCCACCUGGAGUGUCCAAUGAGGCACGAUUUGUCUUCACUGUGCAGAGCAUUGUAAUGCCACAGAAACUUAAGGGAACCCUCACCUUCAUAGUAAAGAAUGAGGACUCCUCCACUCACGAGAAACUGGACUUUAAACUGCACUUUACCUGCACCUCCUACCUAAUCACUACUCCUUGUUACAGUGAUGCGUUUGCAAAGCUGUUGGAAUCAGGUGACCUGAAGGGCAGCUCUAUCAGACUGGAGGGGGUCAACAUGCCCUUCCACCACCUACUGGCUAGGAUCUGCUUCCACCACCAUUUCUCUGUUGUGGAGAGGAUCGACUCCUGUGCUUCCAUGUACAGCAGGUCUAUCCAGGGUCACCAUGUUUGUCUGCUGGUCAAAACUUCGGAUCAGACAGUGUCCAUUGACGCUAAAUGUGACGAGCCGACACUGCUUGGGAAUGUGCUGGAUGAGAUCAAGCAGACCUUCUCUCAGUGCUGAUUGUGUCCGACAGCCCUGGGGUGCGCCCCCCACGCCCCCCCCCUCCCUUGCUGAAACACAACAUAAUCAUGUUACGAAACACUUCGGCUGGCACCUCCAGUAUCGUCCUAUUUAUUAGUCCUCAGAUUCGCAAGACUUCUUUCCCUCCUUCUCUUCUUCUUCAGUGUCCCCACGCUCUUGUUCCUCUGCACUCUGAGCUCUGUGGUCACUCCCCGACAAUUGAUGUUGUUUUACAGACUCACUGUGUACAUGCACUGUCUGCUCUGCAAUGCAUCUUAAUUUUGACCUCUUGGUUUUCCAGCCCCAGCAGCCACGCUGCUCCUCCCUUAAUGACUCUGUUCUGAGCUCCUGUUUCUGGGUGCUCUGCUUCCUCUGUUCUUUGCUGUUCCUCUCUCCGCCCUCCACUCUGUCGGCAAUUCAGUCUGUGACAGUCAUGUAAUGUAAUGUUGACAACUGGACUUUUGCUGUUUAUGGUUUGAUUGUGUUUUUACUGUUUGGAAGGUUUUUUUGUCUCUGGUUUGUUUUUGUUUUUUUGUCUGAAGCCUAUCUGCGCCUUUGUCUUGCCCCCUUCUUUCCACUCACUUACCAUCAGUGUGCGUGCUGCUCGUCUGUGAAGACCUGGAAAAAAAGCAUUCGACUCUUUUUCAGACAGAUCCUAGCUGGAAAAAUUGGGACUCUAACCUUCUCACCUACCACUGACUGGGUGCCUGGAGACGACCAGAUGCUGAGCAACUGCAGUAAAGCAUGGUGCAAAGAUGAAACCAAAGCUACAUAUAAGGCAUGGGUUUUAGACUUCUUUCCAAGCCGUUGCCCUACUUGCCUCCUGGCAGGGCUCAGAGCAGAUCUGCUGGUGUUAGUUAAACAGAAUCCUUAUGUGGCACUACGGGUGAUUUGUACAGUAGAUCAGUGGUUUUGCUCUAUGCCUUAGCCGUGCAGUCUGACCUACUCCAGUGCACCAUGAGUUAUGUAGAGCCCCACCUCCAACCCCAGAAAAUCCACUCCCACGCUUAUACUGAAGUUUGACUCCCCUUUAAACUUCCAACAUAUCAUGUCCUUCAUGAAUCAAAUCAUUUAAAGACAGGAGAUCAUGAAAAUGAUUGAAUGAAUGUGUGGCACAAGAGAGGAAUUCAUGACAGUUAUAAAACAUUUAUAUUUCACAACAGAAGAGUUGUCUGUCAGGCCAAUGCCACCUUUCAUCAGCUCUUUCAAACGGUUUGGUUAGCUGUGUAGAAGGUGUUAUAUUUUGAAGAAACGUAUUAAUCUGAAUCUGCUAUGUUGCUGAUGGCCCUUUAUUCGUAUGAUCACAGUCAAGUUAAAGACAAUGAUUUGGCACAAAGAGGGCUGGCUUUGUCACGCCGCUCUAUGAGAAAGUAAGAAAAAUAACUAAGGGACGACAAAUGUUACACUAUCAAUCUGUCUAUAGGUUUAAAACCGCUCUGCAUACCAGAGUACUGAAGUUGCAGGAAGAGUUUAUAAAUGGUUAGUGGUCUGAGGUUCCCUUUUAAAUCAGUAUUAGGUUAUGUGGCUUCUACUGCAAUGAGACAUCUCUCUAUUUAUUGCGACAUCAUAAAACAAUAUUGCCUGUGCCACUUGAACAGUAGCUGCACUCGCACUGGCUGACACCCAGCUGGUGUGAACCCAGAUAAACCCCAGUGUUCCUCCCCCCCUUCAAAAACUGCCUUGCCUUUGUUUUUUUGUGCUUUGACAUGUAAGGAUGAACAUAAAUGGCCAUUUUGUAAAGACUGGCUACAUUUUAGAGCUCUCUCUCUCUCUGAGGUACGUGAUGUUUUUAGUUUGUAUCAUUCAUGUCUGAAGUCACUACCCAGUCCAGCACGACUUCUCCUAGUAGUAGCAAGAUUAAACUGAUUUGGUAGCGUCUCUGAUCAUAUUUUCUGGUAAGGCCAUCUUUACUUCUGUCUGCUAUUGUAGAUACCUAUGAUGACGAUGUUUGCGACCUGAAGUGCAGGUCAGCCAUUCCGUGAGAUCUUCUGUCCAGUAGUAGAGUAUAAAUGAAGACAUGAUCAGCUGUGUUUCAGGAAUGUCAGUAGAAAACGAGUAUGUAUGUAUUCCCUGCUCCUGAAAAUGACUGAUAUAAGUGAAACUGAAAAACAAAUCUCCCAAUCAUAUGUUGUCCGAAUUCUGAUCAUUUUUCUUGUGCAUAAUAAUUGAUUAAAAUUUGUAUAUUGCAUGAUUAGGAAUGUACAAUUUUUAUUUCCCUUCUGACAUGCUUACACAAACAAGAACUUGUCAUUCCAUUUGUCCUUUUCUUUAUUACUUUUUUUUAUGAAGUUUACUUGACCAUUCUCUAUUUUUGAUGGUAUUGUGUUUUUAACUUCUUAGUUCAAACAAUAUAAAAAAAAAGAGAUAUUAUUGAAUGUUUUAAAUUAUUAUUCACAGGGGAAGGAAGGGGUUUCUAUUUGGUGUCAUGACACUGAGGGCAUGGGGCUUCAAAAACAUAAGUUGAGUAGAACAGACCAAGAGAAGCAGUGUACUGAGAGGCAACCCAUUCUGUCUUAAUUCUUGGUUCAGUUGUAGUGAGUUCUUUUACCAAGUUUGGCUUGUGACAUUGAAAUAUACUCUCAAAUGACUGAUUUCUGAAGGUCCUGUCUUUUUAUUUCUCCAUAUUCAAUUAUCAAACUGUACAAUGUAUAAUGUUUUAAAGGGGACAACCUAAAGUAUCUACAUUCCCUUUCAAGAAAGUCCACUGAAUUAAAAUAAAGGCUGUAAAACGCU
Messenger RNA from Notolabrus celidotus (New Zealand spotty), 6955 nucleotides. It is a transcript of the gene ap3d1, whose product is annotated as adaptor related protein complex 3 subunit delta 1. The coding region runs from base 410 to 4222 and encodes 1270 amino acids. Lineage: Eukaryota; Metazoa; Chordata; Actinopteri; Labriformes; Labridae. The transcript is spliced from 35 exons. Gene Ontology annotation, cellular component: presynaptic endosome; endosome membrane; terminal bouton. Gene Ontology annotation, biological process: neurotransmitter receptor transport, postsynaptic endosome to lysosome; anterograde synaptic vesicle transport; synaptic vesicle budding from endosome. The record is from RefSeq and is a predicted model, not a curated record.